CGUGCAAAUUUUGUUAUCAUAACAGAUAUUAAUGUUAAUUCUCUUUCAGAUAUAUAGCAAAUACACUAAUUCGAUAUUCGGAAGAUAAAUUGCUCUCGACAGGAUGGAUGCGAAUAUAAAUUCUACAGUAAUGAAUGUUACUAACUUUUCGGCAAACGACAAUAAAGACAUAUUGUUGGCAAUUUGUAUAUCUGGAUGGAUAUGUGUAGCAGAAGGAAUUUUGACAGUCCUUUUCAAUGGUCUAGUAAUCGUUUUGUUAGUGAGAAGGAAUAUUAGGUCAAAUAUGUCUUUUCUUUUGAUAAACUUAGCUAUUGCAGAUUUGUCAGUUGCAUUGCUGCACGACUUUCCAAGGGCAGUACAACAACAUAAUAACUGGACAUACGGACGAUUUUUAUGUGUGUGCUUUAUGUAUACACAAGAUGUCGCUCUGUUUGCUUCGACCUUUUUAUUAGUAUCACUGAGUGUUGAUCGACUUGUAGCAUUAGCUCGUCCACUAUGGACAGGUAGACAGAAGAUUUUAACACGAUUCUGCAUGGUAUUAAUUCCUUGGAUAACAGCAAUUUAUCUCAGUACACCAUUCUUGAAAAGUGGACUUUAUCGCUACCGUGGACAAGUAUGGUGUACUCCUUUCUUUGCGGGGAUGUAUGGAAAGGUAUGGCUGCCAAUACGAUCGGCAUUGUUAGUGAUAAUUCCAGGUGUUGUCAUGGUUACCAUUUACGGUUACAUUGCAUAUAUCAUUCGGGUCAGAAAGAAAAAUGGUUACAUAGCUACAGACAGUGAAGCACCAGAUGCUUUAAGAACAAAUCAGUCUCGAGCAUUGGGUAAUGCAAUGAAAAGAAGUAUACUCAUAACGUUUGUUGUAGGAAUUGCUUUCAUCUUAUGUUGGCUCCCAUCAUCACUGGCGACAUACACAAACUUGGUAUCUGUAAAAAGUCUUGGAGGAGCCUUCUACAUAAUGACAGCUCUGUCUCCACUAAACAGCUUAAUAAACCCAAUCAUUGUUCUUUCAAUAAACCAUAGGAUGUUUAGACCAAGACGAAAAAACACUUUGUCAACUAAACUCACGUUGACAACGUCAUUAAAAAGCCUAGGUCGUACAAGGCGUCCAUAUGUGAACGCAUAAUAUCAAAUUAUAAACAGAACACAAUGUGUUAUUGAGUGUUAUAGCACUUUCAUAUUUUUUUUUUUUUUUUUUUUUUUGUAAUUUACUAA
Messenger RNA from Mytilus californianus (California mussel), 1212 nucleotides. Its product is annotated as vasopressin V1b receptor-like. Gene Ontology annotation, molecular function: G protein-coupled receptor activity. NCBI's taxonomy places the organism in Eukaryota, Metazoa, Mollusca, Bivalvia, Mytilida, Mytilidae. Gene Ontology annotation, cellular component: membrane. The record is from RefSeq and is a predicted model, not a curated record. Gene Ontology annotation, biological process: G protein-coupled receptor signaling pathway. The transcript has 7 exons. The coding region runs from base 104 to 1123 and encodes 339 amino acids.